AUGGCCGAAGACAUACAAAACCAGAUAGUUGAUGCAGUAAAACAAUCGCCAUUUUUUGCUAUUCAGCUAGACGAGAGUACAGACAUAGCACAAUGUUCUCAGUUAAUUGUUUAUGUUCGCUAUAUUGAAAACGAAAGAAUGAAAGACGAGCUACUCUUUUCUACAGAGUUCGAGACCACGACAAAAGCUAUUGAUGUUAUGAACGCAGUGUCAGACUUUUUUAACAAACAUGCUUGUCAAAAACUGAUCGGCGUAUGUACGGAAAGUAGAGUCAAUCUCAGAAGAAACACGCUUCAAGGAUAUUUAUGA
Messenger RNA from Diabrotica balteata, 309 nucleotides. NCBI's taxonomy places the organism in Eukaryota, Metazoa, Arthropoda, Insecta, Coleoptera, Chrysomelidae. The record is from the annotation of a GenBank genome assembly.